UGGAAGAACGAAAGAGUGAAGAUGAAGCUCCAGCUUAUUGUCUUCUUGGUGCUUGUACAAGUUUCACUUGCAGAAAAGAUGCAAAAUGUGACUGCACUUAAGGGCUCCACUGUGGAUCUACGCUGUCCUAUUAGCAAAUCUGAUAAAGGCAUCGUUGAAUGGAGGGACCCAGACAACAAUAUUAUGUUCUUCAACGAUAUUUCAGCAAUAAAGGACAAACGAUACAGCAUCACCAAGCUGACCAACUCACAGUUCUCCAUCAGUAUCACCAAUGUCACCUUUACAGAUGGGGGUGUUUACACAUGCACACAAUAUAAACCCAAACUGUCAGUGAAGACAGUGAGGGUGACAGUAUUGGAUCUUCCAAGAAUGUCAGUGACGAGGGAAGGAGAGAAGUCUGCUGUAAAAUGCACCGCUAAGGGAAACAACCAACCUCCCAAGAUCACUUGGAAACUUAAAAAUGAACCUGAAUUUCAAUUUCAAGGAACUACAUAUGAAGAACCCAAAACUUUUGCCACAGCAGCAAUCUUAUAUGUUUAUCCUGAGAAUAGCAGAGUCACUGUGAAGUGCCUUGUUCACCACCCAGAUCUGCAUGCAGGGCCUUUGAUGCAGUUUGUGAAAGUUGGAAAACAGAAAACAAAACUUGUCCUUGAAUCCACCUCCAGUCCUUCCACAGCACAGCCUCAGAGUUCUGUGAGGGCGCUGAGGACAACUUCAAGAUCCUUUAUAAGCAAUAACCCAGCAGUCCGCUUUUCAACCACAAACACAAAUGGUCCCUCAGUAGAGUGGUCAUCUGCGCCCAAUGAGAUGCUUACUGCCAGUGACCCCAAGACUUUCACCGUGACCCCUGCAGGACCUUCUGUGGAGCCAGCUACAUCUGUUCACUUACAUUUCAACACCACUGUACUAUCUACAGAGGACUCGCUCAACUCUACAACACCAGACCUAAUUUGGAAUGACACCACCUCUGAAACAACGAACACUACAGGUGAUUUACAAGAGGACAUAAACCUGUAUAAUACUACAAAGACAAACAUGACAGACCCUGAUAAGAGAACAGAAAGGAAACAAAGCUCUUCCUUAUUAGUACUUCUGGUGACAUGCCUCAUAUUUGCCCUUCUGGUUGUGGUUAUUUUCUUUGCUAUCAAGCUGAGGAGAGCACACAUUGCCUGGAAGAAAGUUUUCAUUGUUACAGAGAAUGAAGACUGCGACCCAUCAGAAACUAGCAGUAAGUCAAAAUCAAGCCAAGAAGAAAAGAACUCCCAAGGGCAAAGGCGAAGAGGACUCUUCAACACGGUAUUUGCACAGUAUGUUGUUGAGGAUCCAGCAGCAAUAACUUCAGUAACAAACCCAAAUGCAAUGACUCGAAAAGAAAGCGCCACCAUAGAGCAGACCUCUCAAAGUCAGACGCAAGCCGCAGUCAGAAGCAACAUAAAGGAGACUUCACUUUAAUAACUUCAGACGACGGAACCUCGUGGUCAAGUUUGUCAUCAAAUGAUGAACCUGACCAGUAAAGUCAGAUUCCCUGACUUUACUAAACCUGUAAUUGUGUUUCCAGAGUCAAGAGUCUACAAGGAGCAGCACAAUAAAAGGAGGCAUUACCUACCUUUGCACUCAGAAACUUUACUAUUAUAGUUAUGAACCAUCCUGGGAUAGUCAUUAAAAGAUUAUAAACUACUGAUAUGCAUGUGUGUUAACCUCAAAUACUCAAAUGCAAACAGUUUUGGUGUGUUGUUUGUGAAUGCAAUAUAUAAAAAUGCCAAAAUCUGAAAAUUACAACAAAUCAUGAUACAGUACAAAGACAGUUUGUUGUUAAAAGUCAUGUAUUUAUUAGGAAAUUGUCCUUUCUUAGAUUUGAAAUGUUUUUUAGAUUUUUAACUAAAGACCAACUGUCAUACCAUGGAAAAUAGAUAUUUUUCUUUCCUAUGCAAUAUGUGAAAAUGAAGUGAAGCGGAGGAGUCUGCUGGUGUUUAUGUCUAAUAACUACACAACUGCACGUGUUCUUGAUAAAAUGCUUGUUUACACUGUUUACAUGGAAAAGAAUGUAUUUUUUUUUUACACAGAAAUGUAAAUAUAUGUAUGCAUUUUGUACCAAUAAAUAUUAUUUUGCUACAAAAUAUUGUAUGAGAGAGGAUGAGUAUCAAUAUGGAUAAAUUAUAUUGAUCAGUUUUUAUCAUCCUUAUUAAUUAGGUGAAUAACUAACUACAGACGGUUCCCUAUGAAACAGACUUUCUGAGUCUCAUCAAGGCAAUAAUGAACAACUGGAAGGUUACAAACACUUGAACCAAACAAUAAGCAUGGCACGUUGUGAAUAAGUAGAAAAAUUAACAAUAUAAAAGGAAAGACAUGUUUUCACUCAGCUGUUUUCAUCUAAAUAUUAGAUUAAAACAAAAAGAUGUACUUUAAUAAUGUGGUUAAACUCGUUAUCAGCAUCAGCACAAUCCUUGUAAAAGUAUGCGCUUCAGCCAAUGACCUUUUAUUUUAAUAAAGGAUGCCAUGCUCA
This is a messenger RNA of Xiphophorus couchianus (Monterrey platyfish), 2503 nucleotides long. RefSeq names its product cytotoxic and regulatory T cell molecule (gene crtam). The coding region runs from base 22 to 1452 and encodes 476 amino acids. Gene Ontology annotation, cellular component: plasma membrane. Gene Ontology annotation, molecular function: signaling receptor binding. The transcript is spliced from 11 exons. Gene Ontology annotation, biological process: positive regulation of natural killer cell mediated cytotoxicity directed against tumor cell target; cell recognition; detection of tumor cell. The record is from RefSeq and is a predicted model, not a curated record. NCBI's taxonomy places the organism in Eukaryota, Metazoa, Chordata, Actinopteri, Cyprinodontiformes, Poeciliidae.